Molecule: messenger RNA, 4729 nt
Organism: Callorhinchus milii (elephant shark)
Lineage: Eukaryota; Metazoa; Chordata; Chondrichthyes; Chimaeriformes; Callorhinchidae
Gene: rnf11b
Product: ring finger protein 11b
Exons: 3
Coding region: 62-508 (148 amino acids)
Source: RefSeq, a predicted model, not a curated record
UCUGACCCCCAGUCCCCGCAGUGAUGCUCGGGCCCAGUGGCCGCCAUUGAUUUCGGGGCCGAUGGGAAACUGUUUAAAAUCUCCGACAUCGGAUGAUAUUUCGCUGCUUCACGAAUCUUCAGAUCGAGCGAGUGACACCGAGCAGGAGCCGCCCCCACCAUACCAGGAACAGGUGCAGGUUCCUGUUUACCACCCUACUCCAAGUCAGACCCGACUAGCUACUCAACUUACCGAAGAGGAACAGAUUAGAAUAGCGCAAAGAAUAGGCCUCAUUCAACACUUGCCCAAAGGAGUCUAUGAUCCUGGAAGAGAUGGAUCAGAAAAGAAAAUCAGAGAGUGUGUUAUAUGUAUGAUGGACUUUGUUUAUGGUGAUCCAAUUAGAUUUCUGCCGUGCAUGCACAUUUACCACCUGGACUGUAUAGAUGACUGGCUGAUGCGAUCCUUCACGUGCCCUUCAUGCAUGGAGCCAGUGGAUGCUGCAUUGCUUUCUUCAUAUGAGACCAACUGAGAAGGCUUUAGCUUCUAUAUCUGGGCACCAUGGGAAAAAAUAAAUCCUGAUCUCUACCACUGAGCCAAAGAGUCAGAGAUUUGGAGAACUUUGAUUGUAUGCGAUCAUGUACUAAGUACAACACUGACAAUAACUCAUCUAUGACUGCAGAUGUAAAAAACUUAUAUACAAACACCUAAAAUGCUGUUUUUUUUAAAAAAAGUCAAAUACACAAAGCCCUGACCACUUGUUAUGAAAGAAAGAUGGGGUAAUAAUGCAUUUGAAGCAUUAAAUACUGGCCAUCCUUUUAUAGCUCACUAGUGCAGAGACUCUGAUCAUGAUGUGGUAAAGAGUAACUUUCAAUCCUCAAAGUGAAGAUUUGCAAAACAUACUUGCACGGAAAUGAAACUGUAUCCUCCCUCUUGUCAUUUCACUUGGGCUGUUCAUAUUUGCUUUCCUAUACUACCAGAUGAUAGAUAUUAUUUAGCAGGAGUCAUUUGUCCCAUUAGACAACAAGUCGUUGAGCAAUGAAGGCCUAUUUUCUCAGUUCAAGAGUUAGUUGAAAAGCCCGUUUUAAAAGAAUUUCACAAGCACAGAGUUAAUGCCUAUUGUGGCUCAGUUCUGCACCUGUUUGUGUGGAUAUUUGUCUUGAAGCAGGAGGAAGCCUUAAAAACACUUAUAGAGAUUUUUAGGUUCCUUCCAAAAUUAAGCUUAAAGUUAAGACUGUAGCUUUUAAUUUUACUGCCACAUUCUGUGAUUAGACUAACUAACUUGCAAACUGCUGCAUAAGUGAUAAAAUACCAGGAUACUGUUUCUGCAAUGCAAUAUGUUGUCUGCUACUGUCAUGUUGUGUUUCAACAAUGAUGCCCUGCGGUGUUGUUGGGGAUAGUAACAUUUGGGCCAAGGCUUUGUUUUGAAGGAAAACUCUAGGCGCCAGUAUAACUAAUAAUUUGUGCAGAAGAUUAAAAUGUUAAGUUAUCUUUUCGAAGAAUCAUUUUUAGCUUCAGUCAAAUACAUUUUAGUACUAUAUAUAUAUUGUGUUCUAUCCUGGAGACAGACUUUGCAAUACAGUAAGUGACAAUCCCAUGGUCAUCUGCACAAUAUCAGUCGGUGCUAAGCAAAGAUUUUAGAGUUGAUGCUUAACCUUUGAUUCCUGAAAGGAAAAUUAGUCUGUGGUUAAUUCUGAGGCGAACAUCCUAAACAGCAUCCACAAUAUAAUUGUUCAAUUAAAGUUUUUGAUGUGCCGAUUGCUCAAACUAAGUUUAAAUGGGACACUCAGUUUUUGUUCUCCAAAGGAUCAUUGGGUAUACAUAAAUUUAGAUGCAAUUUUUUGGCAUUUUGCAUUAAAAAUAUUGGGUAGAUAAAAAUAAUUUGUUAAACACUACCUUUGUAAGUGGGUUGCUUUGUACACAUAAAGAUAAAGUGAUCCUAUAUGCAACACAGUAUUUACCAACUUGCGUCAGACUGCACUAAACCAGUACGCGCUCAUCUUAAAGCCAUGGCAGAGCUAGAAAUUUAAUACAAUCAGUUCCAGGGAAAAAGAAUGGUGAAGCUUUUUUUUUACUGUUAGUGCAUGACAGGGUAGAUUGAUCAGGAAAUCUAAUAUUUUGCUAUUUAAUUGAAGAUUUAAAGGGUGUUGUCUUCAGGAGAAGGUGACAAGCUAAAACUUUUUUGGAGGUGAAAAGGGAAGAGGAACCACAAGUCCAUUUUCAUCGCACUAAUGUUGCACAGAAGUGCCAUGGUGAUGCAAUUCAACACAACUUAUGUAUUCACAUUGUAUUUAUAAAGUUUGCCAACGUUUUUUGUUGAAGAUUGUAUCUCGCUAAAAGUGCUACUAGGUAUGAAAAUCUAGUUAUGAAAUGUAAAAAAUGAAUUUUUAUAAUUGGACCUGGAGUUUUCCUUUUUUAAAAAACAAAUAAAUCUGCGACACUGGCACAAAGUAGGAGUUAAAAUGCUUGUUUUGCACAGUUCUUUUCCAUUCAAAAUGGAAUUCAUGGCCUUGGGUCUUUUGAAAUGGUAUCUUUGUUAUUAGUCUGAUUGGAGUGGUGCUCAAAUAUUACACCUGUGAUCAUGCGGGUUUCUGUAUCACUCUCUACGAGUGGCAUCUGGAUAAUUCGCAGCCAUAUAUUACUUGCUGUGCUUCUAGUAAAAGCAAAGAAUAUAAAUCACAUUUUUUAAAAAACUCUUCACUCACAUAUUGCAUUCAAGAUUCUGGAUUUCCUGAGCACUAUUUGCCAGCUGAUUUGCAGGUCUUGUAAACUAAUGAAAGCUGAAAUAAAUAACAGUGUUGGAUGGGGGGGUUGGGUUGUUGUUUGUUCAAAACAGCCUAAAGGCUCUGUAGCUUUUAAUAGUCUGGUAGAGUUUGCAAAUGGCAGAUUUAAAUUUGGAUUUUUUUCCCCUAUAACUUGAGGGAUAAAUUUUGCAAAAGCUGCCUCUGUAGUUGGAAGCCAUUAAGUCUUGUUAAUGAAAAAGGAAGAUCUGUAUUUGUGCAAUAUUUUCAAUAGAGAACCAUAUUAUUUUAAUGCUUUUUCUUUUAUAUCCAUUCCACAGACUUGGGUCGCCCUAUUCUUUUGUUUUAUUGUAAUUGUUUUUUUAAAAGUUCUUUUGGAGUGAAUAUUGUGGGAGUAAUCAAGAACUGCCCGAGCUUUGAGUGUUCCAUUUUUAUUUAUAACUGGUAUAUUGCAUGUGAAAUAGAUACAGCAGUGGGGAGGUUUAGUGAGGUGUAUGUUCCUAGGCGCUUUGUGUUCAAAGUUACAACACAAGUUUGUAUUGAUAACCUUUUAGAAGACCCCUCCAGGCUUGAGGAAUUUGACAUACUUUAUUGCAUUGUCUAAUCUGACAAUUUUAAAUUAAACUGCUUUGCCCCUCGUGUAAAAUGUUUACAUCCCCUCAUUCUAUUUUAAGAUGAAUUAAUGGGGUGUGGGCUUUGGUGCAGCUAUUGAAGCAGGUCAUGCCAUCGAUGAUUCAUGUCACCUCGCUCGGGUGGAUUAUUCCACGUGCUGCUACCCUACGUGAAGCCUAUAUCUAAUUGCAAGUUGUUGUUGUCAAGUAUCCCCUUUUAAGCAGCCCGACCUGAACGUAUUGGAGCUAGAGGAUCAAACGUCAGCUGCUGUGGACCCACUCUUCAAGUGACACCCCACGUCUUCAAAAUGAACAAGCUUGUCAGAUUUGUUUGACCUCCAUAUACUGCCAUAACAUAUUUCUGCAAUAGCAUUUUAAAAAAAUGAACAUUUAAUUUUUAUAAGAGCAAAAUAAACUCCACUAAUUUGGGUUUGUACUUGCUUAAAACCAACAGAAAUGUGUUCUAGCUAAUCGUAGCAUUAAUUUUGCUGUAAACAGUUUUGAUGCAAUAUAGUUUUAGAUGGUUAUCUUUUCAGCAAAUGUACCUCAAGCUUAGAGGGUGAAGGCUUUAGAUUCACAGUAAGGUGAAAACUAUUUUGUCCCUCUUUAAUAUAUGUGAGGUUAUCUUUAACUGUCAAAUACAGUAAAUUUUGUUUUUGAAAUAAAGCUUAAUUAAACAGAUGAUGUUGACCAACUGCUGCAAUAACUGCAGUCAUUUUAAUGGGCUUUAGUCAACAAGACCUUCCUCAUCUAAUUAAUAGAAAAUAUUUUGAAAUGCAUCAUGAUAAAUUCUUAAAUAGUGGGAUAAUUUUUGCUUGAAUUUUCAAAGUGUUCAAAAGCAUAAAUAUACAGUAAAUAUCCUGGCUAUAAUGGUAUAAACUAUUUCUAUGCACAUUGUAGUACUUUUUAUUGCAUUAUCUAUUCAGUUGUAUAUUACAUUUGGUUUGGUUUUAUUUAUUAGUCAUCAACGUGCUGUCUAAAUAGUUACAUGGUUUUUAGGUUUUGUUUAGGUUCAUCUGAACAUUUUGAACUGUAGCUUGAGUUGUUGGUUAAUUGUUUUACUCUUUUUGUGUGUGUGUUUAUACAUCUUGAUAUGUGUGCCUCGCUUUGUUUUUGAGAGUCUAACUCAACAGUGCUAUUGUGCCGGCAACAGAAGAAUAUUGGUAAAAUACUGCACAAUAUACCAUUUACAGCUGUGGAUCGAAAGACUGCAUUUUAGUGAACAAAAACAUACAUUAUGCUUCAGUUAGCUCAACUUUUAGUGUCAUUGUGGAUUAGUUAUUCAAAUCAUUUUAUUUAUUAAAAGCAUUGCACAUACCAAUAAGCUGAGAUUCAUGUAUAAUUAUUUAUGGGCUUGAUUGGGAUGGCAGAUAUUAAAAAGACUGCAAUUCUAAAAUGUAA